Artibeus jamaicensis (Jamaican fruit-eating bat) is the source of this 1320-nucleotide messenger RNA. It is a transcript of the gene PPA1, whose product is annotated as inorganic pyrophosphatase 1. NCBI's taxonomy places the organism in Eukaryota, Metazoa, Chordata, Mammalia, Chiroptera, Phyllostomidae. The record is from RefSeq and is a predicted model, not a curated record. Gene Ontology annotation, cellular component: extracellular exosome; cytoplasm. The transcript is spliced from 11 exons. Gene Ontology annotation, molecular function: inorganic diphosphate phosphatase activity; magnesium ion binding. The coding region runs from base 140 to 1009 and encodes 289 amino acids. Gene Ontology annotation, biological process: phosphate-containing compound metabolic process.
GUGCGAGCCGCGUUAAAGGCGGCUCCCAGCGGGGCUCCACAAUCCAGCCCCAACAGUGCGCAGGCGCGGAGGUUUCCUUGUCAGUCGGAUCCGCGUGUAGGCUACUUGCUCCGUAGCAGCGGCGGCUGUCUCCAGCAUUAUGAGCGGCUUCAGCUGUGAGGAGCGCGCCGCGCCCUACACUCGCGAGUACAGGGUCUUCUUCAAAAAUGAAAAAGGACAGUAUAUAUCUCCAUUUCAUGAUAUCCCAAUUUAUGCAGAUAAGGAUGUGUUCCACAUGGUGGUUGAAGUACCACGCUGGUCUAAUGCGAAAAUGGAGAUUUCUACAAAGGACCCUUUAAACCCAAUUAAACAAGAUGUGAAAAAAGAAAAACUCCGUUAUGUGGCAAACCUGUUCCCUUACAAAGGCUAUAUCUGGAACUACGGUGCCAUCCCUCAGACUUGGGAAGACCCGGGACACAAUGACAAACACACUGGCUGUUGUGGCGACAAUGACCCAAUCGAUGUCUGUGAAAUUGGAAGCAAGGUAUGCGCAAGAGGUGAAAUAAUCAAGGUGAAAGUGCUGGGCAUAUUGGCUAUGAUUGAUGAAGGGGAAACUGACUGGAAAGUGAUUGCCAUUAACGUGGAUGAUCCUGAUGCAGGCAAUUUUAAUGAUAUUAAUGAUGUCAAGCGGCUGAAACCUGGCUACCUAGAAGCUACUGUGGACUGGUUUAGAAGGUACAAGGUUCCCGAUGGAAAACCAGAGAACCAGUUUGCGUUCAAUGCAGAAUUUAAAGAUAAGGACUUUGCCAUUGAUAUUGUUAAAAGCACUCACGACUUUUGGAAAGCACUAGUGGCAAAGAAAGUCGAUGGAAAAGGCAUCAGUUGCGUGAACACCACAGUGUCUGAGAGCCCCUUCAAGCAUGACCCUGAUGCUGUCAAAACCUUUGUGAAUGCUUCACCACCGCCAUGUGACUCUGCCUGCGCAAUACCCACAGACGUGGAUAAGUGGUUCCAUCACCAGAAAAACUAAGGAAAUGUCCCGGAUACAAGCGGGUAUUGCUGCAUCCUAUUCACCUGGAAGUAUAGAUGCAAAAGUAGUGGCUUUUCAAAACUUUAAAUUUAUAGAACUAAUCUACCAAAGCAAACUCUUGUGACCAAUCCAAUAUAUUUAGUGUGUUAUCCAUAUAAAAGCAUUUUUCAUAUCACAACUAAGGUAACUUCUAGUACAUGCUUAAAUAUCAAAACGGUUAUUGGAAUUUGAAAGUCAUUUGUGAAUAAACGUGCAAGAUAUUGGAUGUAUAUGUUUACUGCGUGUUAGGAAAUAAAAUUAUUUUGCUGAAA